Messenger RNA from Zymoseptoria tritici IPO323, 309 nucleotides. RefSeq lists its product as uncharacterized. NCBI's taxonomy places the organism in Eukaryota, Fungi, Ascomycota, Dothideomycetes, Mycosphaerellales, Mycosphaerellaceae. The record is from RefSeq and is a predicted model, not a curated record. Bases 1 to 309 code for a protein of 102 amino acids. The transcript has 2 exons.
AUGGACGAGCCGGAUUCCAGCACCGAAGACGCAGUCAUUGGAGCAGCAGGAAGUCGAGCGCCGAGCGGGGAGUUGGACACGUCGCACAAAUCUCGACAGUCUGCUUCGUUCAACGGAUACUGGCCGCCGGCCAUAACCAUACGAUAUCGUGAGAGCAACAGCACAGAGGAGGACAUCGAGGAAAUGGAGGAGAGCCGGGGACUGUUGGACAAAAGUGGUGGUACCAUGUCCGACGAAGAGGAGGAAGAAGACAUCGACGACUCCGUAAUACAUGACAUGGAUCACUUCAAAACCUUCUCGCUCGCGUAG